Phycomyces blakesleeanus NRRL 1555(-) is the source of this 1182-nucleotide messenger RNA. RefSeq lists its product as hypothetical. Lineage: Eukaryota; Fungi; Mucoromycota; Mucoromycetes; Mucorales; Phycomycetaceae. The transcript has 6 exons. Gene Ontology annotation, molecular function: protein serine/threonine kinase activity; ATP binding; protein tyrosine kinase activity. Gene Ontology annotation, biological process: peptidyl-threonine phosphorylation; peptidyl-serine phosphorylation. The annotation marks the transcript as partial. Gene Ontology annotation, cellular component: cytoplasm; nucleus. The record is from RefSeq and is a predicted model, not a curated record.
UUGAAAUCAUUAACAGUAUAUGCAUGUUCAACAUUCAGACACCGAAAUCCAAGUUAUCACUACAAUCGAUCUAAUAACCCACGAAGAGCACUUACACGACCAGCAAGACCCAAGGAGGAAAAUGUGCAUGAUAACGAAAAUAACGACUUUAUAUUAUAUAUACAUGAUAUAAUUGGAAAUGAGCAAGACGGAAAAUAUGUUGUUUUGGAGCUCCUCGGCUCGGGUACAUUUGGGCAGGUGGCAAAAUGCAGAGAUCUAUCUACCAAUGAAUUGGUAGGGAUCAAGGUUAUCAAGAAUAUACCUUCUUAUUUAAAGCAGAGCCUUGUUGAAAUUAAGGUCCUAGACUAUGUAAGCCUUCUUAAUAAUAAGUGCGAUCCAUACGACAUACACCAUAUCGUACGCACAUAUGGCUCAUUUAAACACAAAGGUCAUCUGUGUCUUGUAUUUGAACUGCUUUCUAUCAGUCUGUAUGAUCUUCUUCAACAGAAUUCGUUUAAGGGUUUACCAAUGGAUACAAUAAGACAUAUUUGUGCUCAACUUCUAGACACUCUGUGUGUCUUAAAGCAAGCUAAUAUAAUCCACUGCGAUUUAAAGCCUGAAAAUAUCUUAUUAAAGAGGCUGCAUGACCCAGACAUAAAAGUAAUUGAUUUUGGAUCUUCAUGUCUUGAGAAAGAUCAAAUAUAUACAUAUAUUCAAUCACGAUUCUACCGGUCCCCUGAAGUGCUUCUUGGACUGAAAUACACCGUUGCAAUUGAUAUGUGGUCCUUUGGAUGCGUCAUGAGCGAGCUUUUUCUCGGACUACCUAUAUUCCCAGGAAACUCUGAAUAUGAUCAAGUUAGCCGAAUAGUUGAUGCACUAGGACUACCCCCUCCAUAUAUGAUUCAGGAGGGAAAGAAAGGCCAUAUAUACUUUUCAAAAAACGGAGAUGGCUUUAAAUUGAGAAGUGUAGAAGAGUAUAUGGAGUCCCAAGACAAGCAGGAGAAGCCUGGCAAAAAGUACUUUAAAUCCACUAAGCUUCAAGACCUCAUAAUGAACUGCCCCGUCCGUCAGAAAGGAAUGAGUCUGGAAGACGGAGAAAAAGGAAGAUUGUCUUUUUUGGAUCUCUUGAAGAAGGUGCUUACUAUAGACCCAAAAGAGCGAAUAACUCCAGAAGAAGCCAGACAACAUCCCUUCAUCAAGGGA